AUCAUUUUCAUUUUAAUUUCUAACAAUCUAUACCAUGAAGCUCAGCGACCGAAUUUCGACUGACCCUUAUUCUACGGCACCAUCAAUUUUACUAAUUGGCAAAACAGGUGCGGGAAAAAGUACAUUGGCAAACACGUUGGUUGAAAAAGAAAUAUUCAAAACUUCGGAUAAUUCGGAUUCUAGUACCCAGAUUUGUCAAAGUGCUUUAGUCAGGUUGAAUGGUAAGGAAUAUAAUCUCGUCGAUACACCAGGUAUUUUUGAUACACGGAAACCCGAUGAUGAAGUCCUAAAUGAGAUUGCACGGUCAAUUGUCCAAUGUAGUCAUGGUAUAACGGCGAUUUUGUUUGUUAUGGCUGGAGGCAGAUAUACAAAAGAGCAAAAAAUUACAACUGACACAAUUCUGAGAUUCCUUGGUCGAGAAGAAUCUUGUCGUCACGUAAUUGUUGUUUUUACUAAGUGUAGAAAGAGACAAACUAAAGACCGACAUUUUAUGGAAGAAAGUUUCAAUGACGACCUCAAAUCAUUUUUGGACAAGGUCGGAAACCGUUGGGUUAUUUCGCCAGAUCCAGAAAUAUUUGACGAACCAAAUGAUCCAGUUGUGGAGCGUCAUAUGAAUGACUUAAGAUCUUAUAUUGGGUUAAUGCCAAAGCCCUAUACUACAGAAUUGUUUGAUAAAGUUAGAAUUGCACGUGAGAAAGAACUGCAAGAAAUUGAUUCAAAUGAAACAGAAGAACAAAUAGAUGCAGGAUUAGAAGCAGCCAAGGAAGGAUUCCAAGAGCAAGGAGGUGGUUGUUUUCCUCUGCAUUCAAAGGUUAUCCUUGCAGACGGCAAAAGAAUUGAAGUGUCACAAUUGAACAUCGGUGAUAAAGUUUGUUGUGGCGAGAAAAAUGGUAAAUUGAUUUUUAGCGAGAUUUAUGCAGUCGUCCAUACAGACAAUCAAACUGUGACUCAGUAUCAACGGAUCGAUUAUCUAAAGUCAGGCGGCACAGAAGGCACCCUACGUCUCACACCUAAACACCAUUUAUUCGUUUCUCAAGGAAAAACCAUUUUCGCUGAGGAUGUUCGAGCUUAUGAGACUGAGCUCUUACUUUUUGAUGGCAAAAAAUUAAUUCCUGUGAUUCCACAUCGGGUUACAAGAGAAUGGGAACUUGGUUACACUGCUCCUCUUACACAAAGUGGCAAAAUUGUCGUUGAUGAUAUACUUUGCUCGUGCUAUGCUGUUGCUCCACCUUAUCAAGCGAUCAUCGAUUUCGUGAUGAUUUCUUUCCGUCUCUACUCAUGGAUUAUGCCCAUUCCUGAGUGUAAAAAAGAAAUUCAUCCUUAUAUUCGCUACUUGAAACGAGGUCAAUGGAUUCUCGAACAGAUAGAUUAUUUUAACACGAUUGUUAAAAGAUUAUGAAAGUAGUUUUGUUAUACCAAUGUUCUAUUUAAUGAUCAAUUUGACUUAAUUUUAUAAGCGUCUUUAAAUAAAACAUUUUUUAAUCUUGUUG
Messenger RNA from Rhizophagus irregularis DAOM 181602=DAOM 197198, 1490 nucleotides. RefSeq lists its product as uncharacterized. Gene Ontology annotation, biological process: intein-mediated protein splicing; protein autoprocessing; multicellular organism development. NCBI's taxonomy places the organism in Eukaryota, Fungi, Glomeromycota, Glomeromycetes, Glomerales, Glomeraceae. Gene Ontology annotation, molecular function: GTP binding. The record is from RefSeq and is a predicted model, not a curated record.